Messenger RNA from Diaporthe batatas, 2729 nucleotides. RefSeq lists its product as uncharacterized. The record is from RefSeq and is a predicted model, not a curated record. The transcript has 2 exons. NCBI's taxonomy places the organism in Eukaryota, Fungi, Ascomycota, Sordariomycetes, Diaporthales, Diaporthaceae. Bases 305 to 1270 code for a protein of 321 amino acids.
ACGUACCCCACGCGACCCCUCGUUGCCCGGGCUGAAGAGGUGCAGCGGGGUACCAAGCAACUCAAACCAGCGCCUUCAAUUCUCAGUCCCCUCUUGAUUAACUUAUCCAGGUACUGAAAUCUCAUCUUGCUUCUUGCACUACAAGGCUUUCUUAACUACCAACAGAAGGCUCCCACAGCACUACCGCCUGUCACUCCGCUGGCAGGCAGGCAGGCUGGCAGGCAGACACCAGCACAUCUAGGUUCCCAUACUCACAGGGACUACGAGAGACCAAGAAGUUUGUCUUUCAGCACACACCUUCAUCAUGCCGCAACGUGGAACCCGUGAGGCUACCCAUGCCGGCAGCUGGUACGAGCGCCGGCCAGAUGUAUUGUCGCGCCAGCUCGACGGUUACCUCGAACAGGUGCCCGCGGCGAUACAUGGCAAGCAGCUGCCCAUCCCCAAGUCCAGAAUCAUCAUAGCUCCACACGCGGGCUACUCUUACUCUGGCCCUUGUGCUGCCUGGGCGUACAAGUCACUCGACCUAUCCGCUGCCAAGCGUAUCUUCGUCCUGGGGCCUUCCCACACCUAUUACCUGAAAGGGUGUGCACUGAGCACGUUUGCAAGCUACGACACGCCCUUUGGCAAGCUGGAGGUGGACGACCAGACCGUCGAGGCGUUGCGCGAGACGGGAAAAUUUAGCGACAUACCUGCGUCGAGCGACGAGGAUGAGCACAGCCUGGAGAUGCACUUGCCGUACAUAUGGAAGAGGCUAGAGCAGACACAUGGCGAUUGCGGUCCGGAGAGGUACCCACCCAUCGUGCCAAUCCUAGUCGGCGACAACAGCGGUGCCAAGGAGAAGGAAUUCGGCCACUUGCUGGCCAAGUACCUCGAGGAACCGUGCAAUGCCUUUGUGGUGUCCUCGGAUUUCUGCCACUGGGGGUCGCGCUUCUCGUACACGGCCUAUGUCCCGUCCGCCGACAAGCUAGAUCAACUGAGGGUGCUUUCGAGGAGAUCGGCGGAGACCGAGACGCCCAUCCACGAAGGAAUCAAGGUGUUGGACGAGCUGGCCAUGGAAGCGGUCGCUUCGGGGGAGCAUGACAGGUUUGUCGAAAGCUUAAAGAUUACCAAGAAUACGGUUUGCGGGCGUCAUCCUAUCGGGGUGACGAUGGCAGCCAUGGAAGCUGUUGGGGCGGGGCCCUUCCAGUUCCUGCGAUAUGAGAGGAGCAGCCUGGUUGAGAGGCUUGACGAUUCGAGUGUCAGCUAUGCGUCAUUCUACGCCACCGCUUGAGAAGUAGGUAUCCUUGGUGGUCUUCCUGGUGUUUUCACAUAGACCAGACUGGCGCGCUGGGAGAGGCAUGUCCACGGAAUUACUAGUAUGCAUUCUCAGGGGCAAUCGAUCAAUCAACCGCUGUCGGGUGGGGCGCCCAUUUGAAUCUCCUCUAUUAGCUGUCCUUGACACAAUGUGGGAGUAAGGGAUGAUUUACAGGCCCUCUUUUCUUGACGCCUUGUAGCCAAGUGACCAGUUCAAUGUCCUGUCAGCAAAAGUACGGGGUGCUUGUUCUUAACGGCUUGGUCGAUGUAGCGUGUAACAAUUUACCAUCCAUUGCCUCUGCUUGCAAUAUUAAUUGUGGGGCCUGCCGCCGUCUCUGCCAUAGAUCUAUAAUAUUUUAUCCCAGGACAGACCAUCCCAGAGGUUGUCAGCUUGGAGAUGACUGUCCGCCCAAAGGCCCAAAGGGCUGUUCCACGAGGUUCCCAGGGGUUAGAGGCCUGCGCCUUAGUCUUCCAUCGUAUAAGAAUUUGUCCCGUAGGAGGAUAGGAGGUUGGGCCACGCGGACCCGCGAGGGCCAACAUGUUGAAUGCAAGCCGUGAAUGCUGUCGCUGGGUGGGCAGACGGGUCAUGGUGCUGCACGGAGUGAUUCGACGAUGUCUCAGGGCGACUUGCAACAAUGACGGGGACCGGGACCGAGGCCAGGGGAACAGGCUGAGGCCAGGGCGAACCCGGGGACCGGGACGCGGUGCGGCGCGGCAUUGGGCCGUCUGCCUUGACACAGGGACGGAGACACACGCCUAUAUGCAGCUAUGCCGUGUGCAGCCAGCCGGCACUUAUUAUUAUCAUAAUUAUGGGUGGCUGCUUCAUCCCAAGUCGAAAACCGCCAGGGUAACGUGGGCUCGCUUGGUGAUGCCUCAACGCGGCCAGUGGCGACCAAGGCGCCCGGGGCGGGGGGGGGGUGGUGGUCCUGUCCUGGCGCUGGCUGGGCGGAGUGGGUUGUUUCGAGACUGCCAGCAGUGAGCACGCAGCAGUCAGCACGCAGCAGUCAGCGUCUGGUUGCAGCGGGAGUGGGUGUGGCCUGGUGUGGCAGCUGUGUGGGCUGUGCGGUUCAUCUUUUGGCCAAACAAGCCUGGCGCCGAUCGACAUGAUGAAACUGGCGCCGUGAACGGCCCUGGUCCCUGCUACCUGCCACCUGCCCACCUGCCCCAUGGUCUCUGGUCUCAGCUCGUCCUCGCAACUCUUCGCUGCUUUUUGGACCGCCAGGACCGCAUGAUUGAUUGAUUGCUGUGCCGCUGCAACGCCACUAGCAAUGAGGCACUUGGGCAAUCCAAUACCCGCCCGCUCAGUCGCUGUCGAGACCACGCCCAGAUUGCACCAUGUCAGGCGGCCAGCGGUGCGAGGGAAGCGGCGCCUCAGCUCGUAUUGGUUGGUGGGUUGCCGUGUAGUAAUAACAAAUCCAUGGAGAUUGCAAUGGGAC